This is a messenger RNA of Sinocyclocheilus grahami, 947 nucleotides long. Its product is annotated as ankyrin repeat and SOCS box protein 12-like. Gene Ontology annotation, molecular function: protein binding. Lineage: Eukaryota; Metazoa; Chordata; Actinopteri; Cypriniformes; Cyprinidae. The record is from RefSeq and is a predicted model, not a curated record. The coding region runs from base 90 to 947 and encodes 285 amino acids. The transcript has 3 exons.
CCCAGUGGCGGUGUGCGCGCGCAGCGCCCCCUCUGGUCGCCCACGGAACAGCUUCCGCUGUUUGGCUUGUUAUUAGCUCGUUCUCGUCCAUGCUCCAGCUGCGGCCAGUGGAGGAGGAUGAAGCAGCCGCUGAGAGUCUGCUGCUGAACCGAGCUGUGGCUAAAAAUGACCAUUUCCUGCUGGCCGAGCUACUGUCACAAGAAUGCUACAGGAAGUGCAUUAAUCAGCAGAGCGGCUGGGGGAUCCCAGGUACACCGUUACGCAUGGCUGCGUCCAAAGGUCACCUGAGGUGUCUGCAAUUGCUCCUGGCCCAUGGGGCAGAUGUAGACCGCCUUGAUGUUAAAGCUCAGACCCCUCUUUUCACCGCUGUGUGCGGGCGUUACUUGAGCUGCGUGAUUGCGCUUCUCCGUGCCGGAGCUAAUCCGAAUGGAAGCCACCUGAACAACAGCUCACCCGUGCUCACAGCUGCCCGAGAGGGUGCCCCCGAGAUCCUCCGCCAGCUGCUUCGGCACGGGGUGGAGGUCAACGCCAGGCCAAAGGUGACGCUGUGGGCCUCAGGGGUUGCUGUGUGCAGCGGGCCGCUUUACCUGUCAGCCAUAUAUGGACACCUGGAUUGCUUCAAAAUGUUGCUGUUAUAUGGGGCAGAUCCGAACUAUAACAACCCGGUAGAGAAGGUGAACGGCAGAGCCACACAGCAGAAGACGGUCCUGGAAUUGUGUUUGAGACACGGCUGUGGAGUCGAAUACAUUCAACUGCUCAUUGACUUUGGGGCAAACGUCUACCUGCCGACCCUCAUUAUAGAGAAGAGCACCAAACAGAACGAAGCUGUUGAGCUGUUGCUGAAAGAGCGAGGUGAGAGAAGUUUUAGUGGUAUUAUAGCAUUGUUUUAUUUAUUGCCAUUAGUGUUGUAUGGAAACCUGUUUCUACCAUGGAAUAAAACAUUUUAA